UCCACUGUGGGACAGUUAAAUAGUACUUGGUACUAAUGCGUUGGUAAAGAGUCCACUGUGGGACAGUUAAAUAGUACUUGGUACUAAUGCGUAUGUAAAGAGUCCACUGCGGGACAGUUAAAUAGUACUUGGUACUAAUGCUAGCGAAUGAAUGGGUGAAAGCUUUCGGUGCGCUGAGGCGAGUCUACCGAUUGAUCAGAUCGGCGAUAUAAACUAUCAAAUUGUAAUGGGAUAUUCCAAAGACAAUAUGACGCUGAAUUAUUAUUAUUAUUAUUAUUGUUAUUUUGCAACAGAGGCGAUUGGUUUAACUGCAGUUAAUUGAAAUCUCAUCAAUUGGAUUGAUGGAUGCUGUUAGCACGUGGCUAUUGCACGAAUGAGGUUAGAUAUGAUAUCUAUAUGACAACGGCUAAAUGCGUUGAUAAUAAUUGAAGCGCGAACAAAUCAAAUUUUAGUUUUAUGUGUAUUAUGAUUAUCACGUAUGUAUGAUAAUUAUUAAUGCUUAAUUAUUGCAAGGUAAUUAAGAUGUAAACGAACAGAUCGGUGAAUUGAAUGAAUUUAAUGUAAGAUAAUAAUUAUUAAACAUUCAAUAUUAUUUGAAUCGAUUAUUAUUUGAUAUUAAUACGAAUAUUAAUAUUAAAUAUCGAAUUCAAUCCUAUCGAAUAAUUAAUAGAACACGAUUAAGUAUUUGAGAUUUAAUGGGUGAGACCCACGCGCAACAAGUCCCGGCGUGUUUUUACUACGACGUAAUAAAACACCCGGUCUUUAUUUAAUUCCCGAAAUAUUAUUGAAACUCAACGAAAUAAUGAAUAAAAUUUAUGAAACCGUAUUAAUUAAUACUUAUCUCGACACGAUGGCACGAAUUCGUAAUUGAUAAUCAAUUAAUUAACAAUUAUUGUUAACUUUAAUAUUGGCUUGGCAAUGUAGCGGAUAGAAUGUUCACAGCGAGUGUGUACAGUAUGAAGACUUGUGGUCAACUGACGAAAAGACGCGGUGACGCCGGGUCGUCGUUUCGACGGAACGGAAAAAUUCAGACACCCAAACGACAGAGAUAUACUGAAGGCGUGAGUGCAACGAAGAUGCACUGAGAAACCGACGCUAUGUUUAGCGCGCGCGUUCGCGAUGCGACCCGAGUUGGCGACGAGAUGGUUUUUAACACCGCUAGAUGGAGACCGGUUUAAAUGUUUUAAAUUUUAAAUAUUAUUAUGAUGACAAUUGUCUCCGGACUUCCGUUUUCGACGGAACAUGCUAUAUAAUAUCACUCGCAUUACUUCGUUCAACUGCCGGCAUAUCAAUUAAUCAACUUUAGUUUCAGAAAAGGCGAUUACUCUAAGAACUUUGGAAUAUACUUGAUCAUAUUUCAGUAACUGAAGCCAAAUUCAGUGCAAAAAUUAUGAAUGUACCGACUAAAAAAAAAAUUGAGUAAAUCGGAUGUACUACUCGACCGACGUUGUGGUUUUAAAAUAAAAUGUACAAGGAAUACAAAGUUGUGUUGACGUACCCUCGGAUCAUAUAUUUCCUUAUUGUAAAAUAUAUUGUAAUGAAAAGAAAAAAGUGUCGAGGAAGCGACGUUUUAAAUUUUUUUUCUGACAGUAAGCGGAAAAAGUAAUCGAAGUUACCAUAGCAACAAUUUGUAUACAAUGUUUUAAAUUUUGACAAGUGGUGGAAGCCGUCAUUCAAAAUGUCUAUCAUCGUCACUAUGAUGUCUACAAGCGAGGGGCAGUCUUCACUGCAAAUGACAGGUUUAUAUUUCUAUACCAUAAUAGAAAAAAUCUAUCAGAAAUAAAAAGCCUUAGAACAAUGUUUCUCGAGCAACCGUAUUACAAGUUACUGAUAAACUUUGCUCGUUCAAUAGGUCGAUGGCCGGAUCAGUCUCGACUACAAGCUUUUCUGAUAGGAAUCGGCAUUGUUACUCUAUUCAUUGUGCAAGUCACACCAAUAAUACUAUCCGACAUAGUGCAUUCUGAUGAUCGAGAUCUGAUAUUUGAAACAUUAGCACCAGCUAUUACGUACUUAGGUUGUAUUGAAUUGUAUUUAAAUACUUUUAUAAAUGAAAGAAAGUUCAGACAUCUUUUUGGAAGGAUUAACGAAAAUUGGAAAGUAUUGAAAGAUUGCCAUGAAAAGUCUAUUAUGGAAAAGUAUACGAAUUUGGGAAAUCUUAUCUCAGCUGGAUAUGCAGUGUUCGUGUACAUAUCAACUUUAACAUUUGUAAUGGAGCCAGUUUUGCCGAUGAUGGCAAAUUUUUUAUUCAAAACAAAUAUUUCCGCUCCACAUAAUUUUGCUGUUCCAAUGGAAUGGAUUAUUAUAGAUACAGAAAAAUAUUACUGGGCGAUAUUGAAUGUGAGCGGUUUCUGUAUUAUGGGCUUACUGUCUGUACUUGUUUCUGUUGACGUUAUUUUCAAUACCUUAGUAUACCAUGCAUGUGGUUUAUUUGCAAUCGUAGGAUAUCGAAUUGAAAAUUUGCCUUACGAAGUAAACCUUGAAAAUGAGCUCACGAAAUCAAAGCUAUUGAGAAAUUCAUAUGACGUUCAUUACAUACAUUUAGUUUCGUGUAUUAGAUUCCAUCGACGAGCUUUAGAAUACUUUGAUUUAAUUGAGAGCGCAUUUAGUGGAUGCUUUGGAGCAGCGAUUGGAUUAACUUUGCCAAUAAUGAGUAUUACUGGCGUUCAGUUUAUAACACAAUCAAAUACAUUGCGGCAGAAAAUAAAAACGUUGAUGUACACCAUGGGUGUGAUAAUUCAUCUCUUUUUCGAAUGUUUUAUAUCUCAACAGCUAACGGAUAUGAGCUUCAAAAUCCAACAGCACAUAGCUAAUACAAAGUGGUAUGAUAUUUCGGUAAAUUCACAAAAAUUGUUGGUUCUGAUGACACGGAGAUGCCAAAUACCGUGUAUUUUAACAGCAGGAAAAAUCCUGGAUUUGUCUAUGGAAACCUUUGGAAUGAUGAUAAAAACAGCUACAUCGUACUUUACUGUUCUUCUAUCCAUGCAAUAAAUUUUAUUAAAUUUAUUUUUAUAAUGAUCACUCAGUUAUGAAUUUAUUUAUACUCUGUAAACAUGAAUAAGUAAAAUAAGUGAAUAUCCACUAAUUCCAAGUGCA
Molecule: messenger RNA, 3093 nt
Organism: Microplitis mediator
Lineage: Eukaryota; Metazoa; Arthropoda; Insecta; Hymenoptera; Braconidae
Product: odorant receptor 13a-like
Exons: 9
Coding region: 1798-2988 (396 amino acids)
Biological process (GO): detection of chemical stimulus involved in sensory perception of smell; sensory perception of smell
Cellular component (GO): plasma membrane
Molecular function (GO): odorant binding; olfactory receptor activity
Source: RefSeq, a predicted model, not a curated record